GUGCAUGUUUUGGUCCUAAAGGUGGAAGGGGUCAUUACUGCGGUAGAAAGUGUGAAGCAAUGAAUGGAGGAAGGGUUUUAAAAGGUCAGGUUUACGUCUGGUAUUGGAUCAGAACCCGAACGCCUGGACGAUUGUGGAGAAAAUGUAUGGAGUUCCAGAUGAAGACACAUGGGGGAAAAUUUGUAACAUAUCAUGUUGACAGAAUCACCGGUACUGCUCUUAAGGGUACAUGUUCGGAACGAUAUAAAACAUUCUUGAAUGAAGGUACACUUCUGGUAAAAGACAAGAAAAGCCUCCACAAUCUUCCGCCAAUACCUGGACUGAUCUCAUUUCGUGAAGACAACGACAAACUUUAUGUGAAUAGAGGAGAGCGAUGGGAUGAAAUAGGAAGCGAGAAAACUGUCGAGAAUCUGAAAACAAAAAUUUCCCUGCAAAAUGAACAAAUUCAAAACAUCGAAACGAAUCUAAAUUUAAGUUUGCAAAGUCUCAAAAAACAAGACGCUCGAACCCGACACAAGACAGUAAAAAUUAAGGCAAAAUUCCGUAGGCUUAGCCACAACCACUCCCAACUGGAUGAACGAGUUGUAAAGCUGAAAACGAAUGCAAGUUCAAAGUGGAAAAAUAUUGAAGAGAGAUUGCAAAAGAUUGAAACAGAAUUAGGAGCGAUUAAGAAGGUUACCUCCCUCGCAUCGUGUAAAGAUAUGCUGACGAUAAACAAAUUCUCUGCUUCGGGAACUUACAUGAUCCGGCCUACUGCUAAGAAACCAUUGAAAGUUUACUGUGACAUGGAAACUCACGGGGGAGGUUGGACUUUGGUUUACAGUUACACCUUUACAAAGUACCACGUUUUCGCUUCGGGGGGUAAUGCCGUAACCCCCGUGCCAAAUUGGCCUGCCCCAGUCGCCAACGUUCAAAACUCAACAACCCCUCCGUUUGGCGGGUCGUUUGAGGAACAUGGUGCUAUAGACUGGAAUCUUUGGAAAAACAUCGGGAGAGAGUUUAUGAUUAAGUCAAAUAUCAAUGAUUGGAUUGUAUGCGAGCCAACUCAUGGAAGCAUAGUCACAAAAAAAAAAGGAACAGUGAAAUGUCAAAAUAUAAAAAACGUGGCGACAGCCUGUAAAGACGUAGUACCAACUAGAAUUAUUUGGCACGCUGAAGGGCCGUUUCUGGGAGCUAAAGGAGUAUAUUAUGACUUUCAAGGAUACACAGGGGAUCACUGGCCAACGCAUGAUCCUUGUGGUACUAGUCGUCAAAAUCAAAAGAAAAAUGUCCCCCAUCCCGGCGGGCAAAUCUAUCUUCGUUAGACUUCAAACUUAUCAUAUUCGUAGUUUAAUUUCGCAAAUUA
Molecule: messenger RNA, 1345 nt
Organism: Dendronephthya gigantea
Lineage: Eukaryota; Metazoa; Cnidaria; Anthozoa; Malacalcyonacea; Nephtheidae
Exons: 5
Coding region: 60-1304 (414 amino acids)
Molecular function (GO): oligosaccharide binding
Source: RefSeq, a predicted model, not a curated record